UUCCCUUCCUUUCUUCUCCUCCAAUCCACGAUCCUCUUUCCUCCUGCUCCUGCUGCAUCGCCGGGGGCGGCUUGCCGGCUUCUCGAACCGGGACGCUUCCUGGAACCCACCUCCUCCACGCCGCUCUGAUCCUCCCUAGGCCUGUCCACUCUCCAGCCGGGGCACCCGCACUUCUCCUCACCCGUGCGCUCCAGUAGAGCCAGUCCCCGCCGCCCGAAUCGACCUCUCUCCAUUCCGCGCCGCCACCGCCGCCGCCCCCCAUGGGCCGGUUCGGGUGGCUCCGGCACGCCUCCAGAUCUCUCGCGUUCUGUUCAGGCGAGGUGGCUGCGCCGAGGAGCACAUGGAUUCGGCCGGAUGCGCCUUGCAGCUUUACUGGUAUCUAUAUUGGUGAUAAGUACUAUGGCCGAUUCAUGCUGACAUCAUCUGUAUUGAGCAGGAGUUUUCAUGCUACAGGUCACCGUUGUUCGAUAGAUAAAGAUUAUUACAAAAUUCUUGGUGUUCCUAAGGAUGCAUCGCAGGAUGACAUCAAGAAGGCUUUUCAUUCUCUUGCAAAAAAGUACCAUCCGGACACAAAUAAAGGCAAUACUGCUACAAAAAGGAUGUUUCAGGAAAUAAGAGAUGCAUACGAGACAUUACGGGAUCCUUCAAAGAGAGAGCAAUAUGACAUGCUAUUUUCUAGAGGGUCAAGGGGGGAUUUUGAUGGAUCCUAUCAUGACACAUUCUCAGGAUCCAACCAUGACCCUUUCACAGAAUUCCACAGACAGAAUGAUGGCCAUUUCUCUAGUAAAUUCUAUAAAAUAUUUUCUGAGGUUUUUGGACAAGACACAGAUAUGCGUGCAAAUGAUAUUAAGGUAGAGUUGAAUCUAUCUUUCAAUGAAGCUGCCAACGGGUGCAUAAAGAAGGUGUCUUUUAGUGCAAAAAAUGUUUGUGAUUCAUGUGGUGGGAGAGGUCAUUUGGCAAAUGCAAAGAGAUAUGUUUGUCUCUCAUGUAAUGGUUUAGGAAGAGUCACUAACUAUCCAUUCACAUCCACCUGUGGUGUUUGCAGAGGUGUUGGGAAAGUAAUUAAGGAUUACUGCUUGACAUGCAAAGGUUCAGGGGUGGUAGAUGGUAUGAAACAUGUAGAAGUGAAUCUCCCAGCAGGAAUUGAUUCUGGUGAUACAAUUCAUGUACGGGAGGCUGGAGAUAGUGGUGGACUUGGCACCGAACAUGGAAGUCUAUACAUCACAAUUCAAGUAGCAAAUGAUCCGGUGUUUACGCGAGAUGGUGCUGACAUACAUGUCGAUAGAAAGAUAAGCUUCACACAGGCAAUGAUUGGUGGAAAAGUUGAAGUACCUACUUUAAAUGGGAAAACAGAAGUGAAGAUACCCAAAGGAGUUCAACCAGGUCAAGUUGUAGUUUUAAGGGGAAAAGGAUUGCGAAAUCUGGCAGGAUACUCUGGGGACCAAUAUGUACGAUUCUUAAUUCAUUUCCCCUCUUUGGUUUAUGAUGUACUAUCUGCAGUGUGGUUACUGAACGUCAACGUGCGCUGCUGGAAGAAUUUGCAGUGGAGGAAGCUACAAAAGAACAAAACACUUCUAUGGUGGGAAACUGGCUUUAUCAGCAGCUCUCUACUGGUUAAUACUUACAGGUGGGAGCUAGUCGCAGAAAAUAUGACAGGACAAAAAGUCAUGAUCGGAGUCGGCAUCCUCAUACUGAUUCACAUGAUACUGAGCAAGGCUGUGAGCUAAGGCUUGGAAGCUGCACUUUUGUCGGGGCAGUGGGGCAGCAUCAUAAAUUUCUCUGAAGAUGUGACUUCACACAAUAGAACAGUGGGUCACGAUUCCUUAAAGAUUCUUUGCACCCAUGAGAGAUCACAAUUUUGAAGGAGGCGUCAGCUAGAAGAUUACUGGUUCCUAUGGGAAAGAUAAUCAUAAUAAAAUAUUUGGAUCUCAUCACAUAGUUUGGAGCGUCUGAGAUUGUCAUUUGAGUUGCCUAUGAUGUCUCUUCAGUGGUGCAGUAUGGAUGCUUACUAUUGGGAUAGUUCAAUGUGUCCAACCAUGUUAGGGUGAAAUCGGGUGUAAUUUCUUUUGACUUCACGUCAUCCUUUUUCCUUGAUCAAGUUAUUCUGUACAUAUUUUUCCUGUCAGCCCGCCAUGCUGAUGUGGGCUGGGCCACCUCCCAGGCUGCGUUUACUGCUGCUUGUCUCCAGCUUUGUCAACAACGUUGGGCGUUUGGAUUAUUUUUGGGUUACGCCAAUGUUCAUCAAAAAGAUCUCGCUA
Molecule: messenger RNA, 2258 nt
Organism: Setaria italica (foxtail millet)
Lineage: Eukaryota; Viridiplantae; Streptophyta; Magnoliopsida; Poales; Poaceae
Product: chaperone protein dnaJ 1, mitochondrial
Exons: 19
Coding region: 261-1727 (488 amino acids)
Biological process (GO): protein refolding; response to heat
Cellular component (GO): cytoplasm
Molecular function (GO): ATP binding; heat shock protein binding
Source: RefSeq, a predicted model, not a curated record